Messenger RNA from Pocillopora meandrina, 1926 nucleotides. NCBI's taxonomy places the organism in Eukaryota, Metazoa, Cnidaria, Anthozoa, Scleractinia, Pocilloporidae. The record is from the annotation of a GenBank genome assembly.
AUGGCCGUAACUAUGGACCCCAAGCCAGAGAAAUUGCGAGAAAAUAUCAUCCUAAAGUUCAAAAACCUAAAGGUAACAUGAAAACUAGCUGCUAUGCGUUGUUUUGAUUUAUUCUGACGAGAUAAAAUCUAUUUUCAGGUCUUGACAGCAGAGAAGCGCUGUAUGUUUUGGAGUAGCCGCAGCAAAAGGUAAAAAAACUACAAUAUAUUAUUGCAUAGUAUUUAUUCCUUCUUAAAUUAUAUUGAGUAUGUAGGAGAAUGAAUGAACUUUCUCAGAUGUUUUUGCGCAGAUUAACACUUUCCUGGAAGCCAACAUGUUGUCGUUUUUAAAGAAGGGAAGUCUCAUUGAAAUGUUCUCGCAACUAUGACUACAAUGGAAGAAAAUCUUAGCGCAAAAUUCUCAAACAUCACCUUUUACUCAAACGAUGAAUAAUUUUUUAACUUUACUCUUUUUUCAUGUGUCACAGCUUUUCAGAGGAAGGUUGUCAUGUAGUUACAUCAAAAAGUAACUCAGAAGAAACAGUUUGCAGUUGCAAUCAUUUGACGCAUUUUGCCGUCUUACUGGACUACGACGGUAGCACAAAGGUAAUAAAGUUAUUUUUGCCUUACUUAAUAGUUUUAUGGGCUCAAUGAACUAACUCAAUGUUGUCCUUCAAUUUUUCUUUUCUUGACACAGCUCACUGAGGAGGACGAAAGAAUUCUGAAAAUUAUCACCUACGUGGGACUGAGCCUUUCCAUAAUCGGGAUACUUUUAACAUUAAUACUUUAUUCUUGCCUCACGUAAGCAAUGCACUCGAUUAAUAAUGAGGUAGAUUCUUAACUCCCCUCAACAAGGCUGGUGAUAAAAGAGAUCUCAAUGCCAGUCUCCAUGCAAACAAGAACAGUCAUGUCGGAUAAUUCACAAACUCAAGCUACAUUUCAUGCCCCAUCACGAACUUUUGAACAACUAAUGGUUUCACUUUUUAUGAAUUUUUUAGGCUUUAGACAUUUUCUUCGUAAUAUUUUCUUUUUUUGUCCUCUCUGGAGCUAUUUACUGACUUUCUUCUUUCCUUCGCUGUCAAGAUUUAGUUAAUUUUUUCCUGUGUGUUGUUGCUUUUGUCUCAUUCAUUCUUCUUGUUUUUAAUAUUAUUUUACCAGGGAUGUUCGUAAACCUCUCUCUCAAAUUCGACUGAGUGUUUCUAUUUCCCUUGGAGCUGGACAGAUCAUCUUCCUCGCUGGAAUAAACGCCACAGGAAACAAAGUCAGUAGCCUCUCCUUCUAUCCAUAGUAUGAAUUUGGUCUUUGCACCGCAAAUAUCUUAUCGAAAGAAGCACGUUAAGAAUUAUACGAAAACUCGUCCUUUCCACAGGCUGCCUGUGUAACAAUAGCAGCUCUGAUGCAGUAUUUCUUGAUGGCCGCUUUCUGUUGGAUGCUGAUCGAGGGAAUUUAUUUCUACUUCUUCGUCGUGAAAGUUUACAACAUUAACACCAAGAUGUACAUGUAUCACGUCAUCUCAUGGGGUAAGUUUAUUAUUUUAAAACAUGCACUGGUAACUGUACCCAUACUUUCGGAUCGCUAAAUCUGGUGUUGUCAUGCAGUAUAAUGCUUUGAUAUCCUUCCUUUGUUUAUGGGUAGGUCUUCCAGUGAUCAUGGUGGCCAUUUCACUUGGCAUCGCUGCUGGAAAAGAAGGGUUACAAAGCUACACGAGUGAUAAAUAGUAAGAAAAAAAUUCAAGGGUUUCUUCUUGCUCUUCUCCUUUUAAUUUUUUGCAUUUCUCUCUUUGUUUUUUUUUUGGAUAUAGUUUGAAAUAGGUAUCAUUUUAUUUUCUGACAAUGUGUAUAUCUUUCUUGUGUUUCACUUCCUCGAGUUUAGUUGCUGGCUUUCCUCGACUAACAACCUGAUCUGGAUAUUUGUCGCCUUUGUGGCGUUUAUUGAAGUUGUGAGUUAA